Messenger RNA from Poecile atricapillus (Black-capped chickadee), 4925 nucleotides. RefSeq names its product coiled-coil domain containing 167 (gene CCDC167). Bases 3601 to 4185 code for a protein of 194 amino acids. The transcript has 6 exons. The record is from RefSeq and is a predicted model, not a curated record. NCBI's taxonomy places the organism in Eukaryota, Metazoa, Chordata, Aves, Passeriformes, Paridae.
UGAAUAGUAAUUUGGUAUAAAAGAAUACAGUAAAAUAAAAUAAUACAAUUUAGAAAAAAAUUACAAUUUAUAUAUAUAAUUUGCCAGUAAUUAAGUAUGAUUAAAGCAUAACCAACACCGACCAGGGUAUGGGGAGGGCUUGUUACCCUUCCUCAUGUACAAAACCGACCAGGGUAUGGAGGCUUCCCACCCUACCUCAUGUACAAAACAAAGCACUUCAAGCUAAACUUCUAUAUUGUAUGCUUAUACAUAUUCAUUAAUAUUUCCCAUAAGUUUCCUCCUAUUUCAAAUUUUUCUGACUUUACGUCAUUUUUCUUCAUGGCGCAUGCCUCACUUGUUGUUAGGGGGUCUUCAGUCUUCUUUUGGUGGUCUUUCGGUGAAGGCUUCUCCUCUUCCUCAUUGUCCUUUGGAUAACCUUACAGGUUUGCAUGUGUGUACUAAGCAUUGUGUUAUGUAAGUCUACUAAUUAGUCUUAUAUUUACUGAUCUUUAGGCCCAAUGCCUAAAGUCGUUCUAAUUUUGUCCAUCUCAAAGUUGUUUUUGUCCUGGGACAUCACUAUCUUCCAAACUACAUCCUGUACCUCAACUUUAACAUGUAACAUCUGUAAAGGGGUGCAUCUGCCUUGUAACACUGAUUCUUUUGAUUGCUUCUAAUAAUGACUUCAAAAACAGUUACAAUUUAGUUAGCACAAAUCAAUUCCAUUUAUUACAAUCUCAUUCAACCCCCUUGCCAGGGCAGGGUCACCUAGAGCAGAUCACACAGGAACAUGACCAGGUAGAUUUUGAAUAUUUCCGGAGAGGGAAACCCCACAACGUGCCUGUUCCAGUGUUCUGCCACCUCCAGUAUAAAAAGGUUUUUCCUCACAUUGAGGUGGAACUUCUGUGUUUGGCACUGCUCCUCAUCCUGUCACUGGGUACCACUGAAAAGAGUUUUGCACCAACUUCUUCACACCCAGCUCUAGAUAUUUAUAUGAAUUGAUGAGAUUCCCUCUCAACCUGCUGUGUGGAAUGGGAGUUUGAUGUAUGGUUUUCUGGUGUGUUUCAUUGGUUAGGUUUUCAUUAGAGAAACACAGUUCUGGGCAGUCAAAACCACAUGUAACCACCAAAGGGAGUCUAGAGGGGUGUGCUGACUGUCCACACUUCCUAUGAUGAACCUACCAGAGAGAACUGAACAGUGAUGGGGGGUUUUUUUGGUUGUUUUGCUUUGUUUGUUUGUUUUGUUGUUGGGUUUUUUUGUGGUUGUAGUUUGAGAGGUGGCAGACAGUAAGAGUUGAGAUGGUAGGGCCUACUUUACAAAAAGAGAGGUGGCAAAAUGGCUCAGCCUGUUAGGGACCUGCUGCUCACAGAAUGAGAAGGGACUAAUUUUACCUGCCACAGAAAAUUCUUGCAAAGUGUUUGAGGACUUGUAGUAGCUUUAGAUUAGGUUUUGGGGUUUUUUUAGAAGUUUUCAUGAUAGAACAUACUAGUUGUGAAAGGAUUGUAGAAUUACUAGUUUUUGUGCAUCACAGGUGAAAAUUUCUGUGCAAAGACACUACUACAAGAUGAAAUUCUUUCCAUUUGCAGUGAUGAGAACACUCCUGAAGAGGUUAGGGAGGAAGAAAAAAACAUCCCUUUAUGCCAGAGGAAGAGAGGGCUGUGUUUCAGUUUGCAUGACAACUAAGAUACUUGAUUCAUAAUUUAAAAUUAUUCUGUUCAGUAUUACCUUCUGAUCUGUUAUGAUUGUAGAGAAAACUUUUCAAAAGAGUCUUAAUAUGACAUGAUGCAUGACUGGCUUUGAAAGGCCUCAUCUAGGCAGUCAUGCUUGUUUAACUGAAGUCAUGAUGCUAAAUUAAUGUAAUUUUUGAUAUUGGCACUUAUCAGAUUUGCUUGCACUUACAAAUUGCAGAUGUAAUUGAUAUGAUCUGUUUUAAAUAGAUAUAAAUGGGUCUCCAUAAUGUUGUGGUGGUUUAAAUUCAUGCCACUUCUUUCAUAUAGCUUAGUCUUUUGACAGGCAGCCCUGUUGACAAUGCUGAGCUGCAUAGGACUUGCUUGAGGAAACUCAUCAGGAAAAUGAAACUGGCAAGACUGGUCCAUUUGGUAACAAAAUACUGAAAAUGGAAUUAACUGAAGAGAGUGACAUGGAUGACCAAAGGUGUGGAGAACUUCUAUGCAAGAACCUACCAAGCAUUCCGGGUCCUUUUAAGCUGGAAAACAUGACUGCAAGGGACCCAAUAUAGUUCUAUAUCCUCUGCAUGCUAUUUCUAGCUUUAAACAAAGAACAACCGUACACUGUCAAUAGAAAGUUAGGGCUAUCAAAUGAAAGCAGCAGCAGACCAGCUCAGAACAAACAGGAGUUUCUUCCAGUAACCUGCUGUGAAACUUCUUGCAAAGGAUAUUGUAACCAUUAAAAGUAUACUUGCAGCUCAGGCAACAACUGAAAAAAAACAAAUCAGAUAAGCAGAAAAGUGCUUAAAUUAAAGGCAGUGCAUGGGCAGCAAAAUGUCAGGUGUGUUUCUAGAAAGCAUUGUUACAUGUGUUGCUGCUUCUGACAGGGCAAUGGCUGAGCAGUGUGUAUAGAAGAGCAUAAAGAAUAGGGAAAAGACCGACACAGUUUAUACUUCGUAAAGCUAUUCUUGAAGCAGUUUUCGAAAAUCUGGCUCACAUGUUCUGUGGUCACAUCUAUAUGUGGGCCUGCAAAGCCACUGGUCUGGACUGAGGCAGGAUGCGCUGACUAGUGAAAUGGUCCCUGCAACGCUGAAGGAGGAGGUGUAGGUAGGAUUCAGCCUUUCCUCCUUUAGCAAUACGCAGGGUUGUUCUUUAGGAGCCAUCUUAGACUUUGCUGGUGGAUCAUUUUCUGCUGUGAAUAACUUGUCUCGUAAAUAUUUCCAAGCAUGAUGUGGGCGGAAUGUCUGUGAAAUAAUUUUCCAGUGUGCAAAAUGAUUCCAUGGAGAAAACAGAAGUGUGUCCAUGAACAGCAAGUCAGCACUUGAAUUUAAACAAAAUUUGUCUCUGCUUGACUGAUUUUAACAAUCCAGACAAAUUUGUGGAUGCAGGAGCCAUUAAUUCUUCUCUGAAAGAAUGGCUCAAAAGUGCUGGCAGGUGACAAGGCACGUAAAGACUGCUCAGGGGAGGGUUUUCUGCUUUGCCCCCACCUCUUCAGUUGGCUUUGAUCUGUUUUAUGAGGGUCAGAAGAUGAAAACCUCAUUACCUAAUGCUGUUGGAUGUCAGCGUAUGUGUGAUAUGGCUCUUUGCCAGUAUCUUAAUUAGGGAAUUCAUAAAAGCAGAGGGUGGAUGCCGGUUCUUGAAAAGCACUUUUAGCGUUUCUGCGGAAAAGAAAGCUUUCAUUAAUUCACUACAAAAUGUAUUAAAUGGGAUCCAGCUCAAUUCUAUAAGCAAAGCUGUUUCUUUUUCACUUUUCUGUUAGCCUUUAUGUGAGCCAUUUCAGCUCCCUGCCCAAGAUGGUCCCAACAAAUGGAAUUUGUAAUAAGCAUGUAAGUCAGUUUGAAUUGAAAUCCAUUCCACGUCUCUCUGGUUUAAAAGGGUGUCCAGAUCAUGAGCAAGUCUUGCCAGAAUUCAGCAAAAAUAGCUGAAUGCCUUGUCAUACCUGUGGAGCAAAGGAAGCAUGUGGUCUUACAUCCCUGUAUGCAUCCAAAGCUACUGGGACAACUUUCUGGAGUGUCUUCUGAGGAGCUUCAGAAGGGCAGCUGUGUGUGCCCAGAUCUGCAGCCUGGAUGUGAAGCACGUUUCACUCCCCCUUUUUAACUGGAACUACUUAAAGAUGUUGCUGAUGCCCUUCAAGGAAAGGAGAGCUAAAAGGAGGAAUGGUUCAUCUAUGCAACUUAGGAGGUACUGUGCUGAGAUUUCCACUGAAGAGAUAAGGCAGUGUGAAGUUCAAGGGUGGUUCAGCAAAGCAGGCUUGGCUCUUUGUUUUCCUGUGGGCUUCCAGCGUGCCCAGAUUGAUGGAUUGGAGGAAAAGCUGGCACGCUGCAGACAGAGCAUGGAAGAGGCGGAUCUUAAACUGCGCAGGGAGAAGCUCAGCCCCGAAGGAAGAAAGUCACUGGAGAGAGAGCGAAACUUACUAAUGACCAAAGCUGACGACUAUGAGAAAGAACUGAGUGUGCUUCAUAAGAAAAAUCGCAAGAAUGCUGCCCUUGCUGUGGCCAUGGCAUUGCUGAUUGCUCUUAUUUACGCCUGCUGGACGAUGUGAUUGCACUCAAGAAUUCCCCCUGCUGAACAAAUGACUCCUGCAAGGAGCUCUUCCUCCUCUCAGCAUUGUGCCUCCCCCAAGGGUGAAGAUCAGCAUUUCAAAUUACUGUUCUUGUUUAUUGUCUCCAAGCCUUGUUGUAGGGAAGAUUUUUCUCUGCAAAUUGAGGAGGACAGGAAACAAACCAGAAAUCACAGCACACAUGCUCUUGGAAAUCAGGUCAAGCAGAUCUCAAGGUGGUGCCAUCUUAGCCAAAACACAGUCAGGACCAUCCAGCCCGAUCCAGGAAGGCAAUACAUUUUCCCUUUUGAAAAGAACCUUUGUGAUUGCAGACAGGUGCUUUCUGCCCAGCCCAGGUGGAAUAUAUACCUUGGCUCCUGUGACACAGUCAUAAACUGAGGGGACCAAGCUCUUUAUUCAAAGGGUAAUCUGUAGGUACCGCAAUUUUAUAUGUUCCCAGAGCUGAGCUAAAGAUGCUUCGUCCUCCACCCUGACUUCCAGGACCAAAGGAAGCCUACCUCCACAAAAACAGAUGGGAUGUCGGUAUCUCUGCAAGUGGGUAGUCCACACUGAGAUCGGGGUGCUUGGGCUGUGAAAUGAUCUGCCUACCUCUCCAGUGCAUCAGAGCUUAAUAGCCAUUUUGUGCCUCUGAGAAUCAGCAUUUGCAGAAGACAGUGUACUAUCAAUCCCCAGAGAUGGAAGUGCUUCUGUAGAGCUUUAAAUAAAAUAAUUUGACCUUUUAA